Molecule: messenger RNA, 1773 nt
Organism: Rana temporaria (common frog)
Lineage: Eukaryota; Metazoa; Chordata; Amphibia; Anura; Ranidae
Product: zinc finger protein OZF-like
Exons: 5
Coding region: 108-1517 (469 amino acids)
Biological process (GO): regulation of immune system process; regulation of cytokine production; negative regulation of transcription by RNA polymerase II
Source: RefSeq, a predicted model, not a curated record
AUGGUCACACCAUCCCUCACCAUCAUCAGGGUGAAGAACCAAAAGAAAUCAAAUUGACCGUUAAAGGUGAAGAAGAAGAGAGGUUGGUGAGUGGAGAUCAGCAGUCUAUGGAGGAGGGGGAGAUGAUUAUGAAAAGUAAACAGGAGGAAUCUUCUCUACAUAUGGACACAAAUGGAUCCAGUAAUGGGAACCCACCAGAGAGAUGUCCCCGUCCUCUGUAUUCCACACAGGAAGAAGAUCACACCAUCCCUCACCAUCAUGGGACUGAACAUGUAGAGCCAAUAAAAUGUGAAGAAUUGAAAAUCAUCAAAGUUGAGUUUAAAGAGGAAGAUGAAGAUGAAGAAAUGUUGAUGAUUGGAGAUCAGCAGUCUAUGGAGGAGGGGGAGAUGAUUAUGGAAAGUAAACCGGAGAAAUCUUCUCUGCCUAUAAACAUUGAUGGACAAUAUGGCUGCAAUACCCCUGAGGAACAUCGUAUUUUAUCUUCAGAUUGUAAUGCAGAAGAUAAUGACAAUGCACAAUAUUCCCCAGAAGAAAAUCUCGUUAAUCAAAUUACUCAUCACACCGCUUACUAUGUGAAGAGAUUAAUGGAUCCCUCUAAUCCUGAGGACUCCUCUGAUAAAUCACAUAUUUCAUAUACUGAAGGUUCUUUAGGCCAUGAAGUGGUUCAUACAAUGGAGAGUUCAUUGAUAGGAUUUGUAGUUAAGAACACUCUGACUGAAAACGGGACACUUUUCGAACAUCAGAGAAGUCGCUCGAGGAGUGGGCCUCCAUUUUCAUGUUCAGAAUGUGGAAAAAGCUUUACUGCAAAAAGAAACCUUCUGAGACACAAGAAAAAUCACAAGGGUGAGCGUCCAUUCCCAUGUUCAGAGUGUGGGAAAUGUUUUACUGUAAAAAGCAAUCUUCUUACACACCAGAGAAGUCACACAGGUGAGCGUCCUUUCCCAUGUUCAGAGUGUGGAAAACGUUUCAUUGAGAAAAAAACACUUCUUACGCACCUGAGAAGUCACAGGAGCGAGUAUCCUUUUUCGUGUUCAGAGUGCGAGAAAUGUUUCCUUCAGAAAGAAGACCUAUAUAAACACCAGAAAAUUCACACUGGCGAGCGUCCUUUUUUAUGUGCAGAAUGCGGGAAAUGUUUCUUUCACAGAUCAGACCUUCAUCGACACCAGAGAACUCACACAGGUGAAUGUCCCUAUUCGUGUUCAGAGUGUGGAAAAAAUUUCAACGACAAAGGAAACCUUCAUAAACAUCAGAAAAUUCACACUGGCGAGCGUCCAUUUCCAUGUUCAGAGUGUGGAAAAUGUUUCAUUAGUAAAGGAAAUCUUCUUAGACAUCAGAGAAGUCACACGGGUGAACGUCCAUUCCCAUGCUUGCUGUGUGGGAAAUCUUUCAUUGAAAACAAGGACCUUCAUAGACACCAGAGAAUUCACACAGGUGAACGUCCUUAUACAUGUUCAGAGUGCGGGAAAUGUUUUACUAAGAAAGAAAGCCUUCUCAGCCACCAAAAAAGUCACACCUGAAAGGAGUCAGAAAAGAGACCUCUAUAUAAACCACAGAUGUCACACUAUUCAUAUGAGAAAGUGGAACUAUUCUUGUUCAGUGUGUUGGAAAUGUUUCAUUCAGAAAAACUCACUUGUUAGACACCAGAGGAUGCUGGAAAUCCAAUAAGAAAUUGGAGUACACUCAGCUUAUGAUUUUUCUGAACAAUAUACAGUGGCACUUUCAGUCCAAGAAAUAAAAACUAUAUAAUUUAAAAAAAUAUAUAGGUGAUAUCUG